Molecule: messenger RNA, 588 nt
Organism: Lottia gigantea (owl limpet)
Lineage: Eukaryota; Metazoa; Mollusca; Gastropoda; Lottiidae
Exons: 2
Coding region: 1-588 (195 amino acids)
Source: RefSeq, a predicted model, not a curated record
AUGAACAAUUUCAAAGGAACUAAUUUAAAAUCUCCGGGAAAUGAUAAUGACGCUGUUCACAAUAAAUAUUUACGGGAUCAAAUAAAUUCAAUUGAAGUAAAUAAAAACCAUUUAGAAGAUAAAAUAAGUAAUGUGAAAAAUGUCUUCAAACGUCAACUAAAUAAUAAAAAUUUUAUUAAUGAUACUAAACUACAGCAAGAUGUAGCAGGUUUAAUAAGUUUUAUUAAAAAACAAUCGGUCAACGUAGUGAACAAAACUGAGUUAGAAAAUUUAAUUUCAUUAAUAUCUAAAUUAGAUGAUAAGAUUGCAAAACAAAAAUUAGAUAUUCAACAAUUAAUAGAUAACAUUCCAGAUGAAAAUGAAGAUACGUUUCAACAGGAAUUAAAUGCCCUGGAAACUAAACUUAACAGUGAAUUACAAAAAGAACUAGAGCCGUGCAGACGGGCACUGAGGCAGUUUCAAAAGUUAAAAAAUCGGCUUCAGUUAAAGUAUCCACAAUUGGUCUUUCAUUUACCUGCUAAACGCUACAAAAGUGAGCUAGUAUUCGUGGAAGAUGUAAGACAUGUUGAAAAGAUAGUCUUCAAGUGA